AUGUACCUAGUAGAAAUUAAUGCCACCGAAAGCAGGGGCGAGCCUACAAUCAACAACUAUACCACCUAUAUUGUCCCGGGCGGCGGUCGUUGGGGUGCUCCACACGCCGCCGGCCUAGUCGACUCCUGGUUUCAGAUGCAGUACUCAGAUGAGGCUUCCGGCAACUGGGACCACAAAAUCUCGGACCGCGGUCCCAGUCGCCGGAAGCCUCACUCAGACUUAGGAGGUACUCUUACUUGCUAUCACUAA
Molecule: messenger RNA, 249 nt
Organism: Spodoptera exigua (beet armyworm)
Lineage: Eukaryota; Metazoa; Arthropoda; Insecta; Lepidoptera; Noctuidae
Source: the annotation of a GenBank genome assembly